AUGGUUCCUUCCUCUGCCUUCAUCUCCAAGGAUUCAUCUUCUUCACUAUCCAAGAAUCCGCUGACGAAUUUCUCAAACGAUCAGAGCCCUCUUGCGGGUUUGUCCUAUUGUAGGUCCGAACAAAGUCAAGAAGUUAGGGUUUUUUCGUCAACCUUCUCCUCGAUGGAUUUACCAUCUUCUUCUUCUUCUGAUCCGUUCAUUAAUUUACCAUCAAGUUCGCUAAUUGAAGAUCAAGCCCUGUACCGUGCUUUUGCUAACCAAUGUGGCGUCGCAACUGAUUCGUUGAAUCCUUCUCAGGGAAAGUAUUCAGUUUUCCUUUACAACCAUGACAACGCUACUUUUACUCAAUUGGGAGGCUCUGCUUCUUCAAGCUUUGACCAAGUGUUGACUCCGUUUAACAACAAUAUGAGUUCGGCUUUACUUGGGGCACAAGGAUUUGUUGGGGAUGGAAGCUGCAUCAACAACAACAUUCCGGCACUAAACCCAUUUCUUGAGCUUGGUCAGUGUGCGUCAUGGAAUCAGACGGCCUCUUAUGUUGAUCCGAUGAUGUUUUCUUCUUCUUAUUGCUAG
Messenger RNA from Thlaspi arvense, 570 nucleotides. The record is from the annotation of a GenBank genome assembly. NCBI's taxonomy places the organism in Eukaryota, Viridiplantae, Streptophyta, Magnoliopsida, Brassicales, Brassicaceae.